Molecule: messenger RNA, 408 nt
Organism: Orycteropus afer afer
Lineage: Eukaryota; Metazoa; Chordata; Mammalia; Tubulidentata; Orycteropodidae
Gene: MRPL41
Product: mitochondrial ribosomal protein L41
Exons: 1
Coding region: 1-408 (135 amino acids)
Biological process (GO): translation
Cellular component (GO): mitochondrial large ribosomal subunit
Molecular function (GO): structural constituent of ribosome
Source: RefSeq, a predicted model, not a curated record
AUGGGUUUCCUGACCGCAGUAACCCGCGGCCUGGUCCGGGGAGCGGACCGGAUGAGCCAGUGGACGAGCAAGCGCGGCCCACGGACCUUUUACAAGGGCCGGGGGGCCAAGGGCACCGGCGUGCGCGCUCCCGGCGGGAAGUUCGUGGUGAUAAAGGAGAUGGUGCCCGAGUUGGUGGUCCCAGAUCUGAGCGGCUUCCGACUCAAGCCCUAUGUGAGUUACCGCGUCCCAGCGGGCGCGGAAACGCCGCUGACGGCCAAACAGCUUUUUCUGCAAGUGGUGGCCCCUGCCAUUGAGCAGGACUUGAAAAAAGGGACGUUUGACCCCGAGCGCCUGGAGAAGUACGGCUUUGAGCCCACGCAGGAGGGCAAACUCUUCCAGCUGUACCCCAAGAAUUUCCCGCGGUAG